Arabidopsis thaliana (thale cress) is the source of this 1019-nucleotide messenger RNA. RefSeq names its product Glutaredoxin family protein (gene GRXC2). Gene Ontology annotation, cellular component: cytoplasm. Gene Ontology annotation, molecular function: catalytic activity. The transcript has 4 exons. NCBI's taxonomy places the organism in Eukaryota, Viridiplantae, Streptophyta, Magnoliopsida, Brassicales, Brassicaceae. The coding region runs from base 205 to 540 and encodes 111 amino acids. The record is from RefSeq and is marked reviewed.
CCCAUUAAACAAAUCUAACGUUUGUUUUAUUUUGAACCUUGAUGACUUUUUGACUUUUGACUCGGUUUACAAAUAUCAUCCAUUUAGCGUUUUUAUAAAGCCGACUGAUUCGCUUCUCUUACUACUUCAAUUUCAUUUCUUUCUCCUCAAAAUAUCAGAUCGAUAACCAACAAGCGAAACUAGGGUUCUCUAAUCUCGACGAAGAUGGCGAUGCAGAAAGCUAAGGAGAUCGUUAACAGCGAAUCAGUCGUUGUUUUCAGCAAGACUUAUUGUCCAUAUUGCGUGAGAGUGAAGGAGCUUUUGCAACAAUUGGGAGCUAAGUUCAAGGCCGUUGAGCUCGACACCGAAAGUGAUGGUAGCCAAAUUCAAUCAGGUCUCGCAGAAUGGACAGGACAACGUACCGUGCCUAAUGUGUUUAUAGGAGGAAAUCACAUCGGUGGCUGUGAUGCAACAUCAAACUUGCAUAAAGAUGGGAAGUUGGUUCCGCUGUUAACUGAAGCUGGAGCGAUCGCAGGAAAGACUGCAACAACUUCUGCUUAAGAGCACAUCCAUAUGUGAUUGCUUCUAUCAAGAAUAAAGAGGUUUGAGUCAUAAAUGUGAACUUGUUUCGUUGUCAAGUUGAAGAAAUAUUCUGUAAUGUUUUUAAGAUUAUGGUUAUGUCGAAGUCGGAUUUGAACUUCUGAUACAUGAUGUUAUUAUCUUCUGGCUAUGCUUUUGGUAACAUUUUGGGGUAAAUAGAAGAAACUCGAGUCUUAGGCUCUCAGGCAAAAUCAAUUGAAGAGUGCACAUAGGUCGUAGAUAGAAGAUUGAAUAUUGCUACAAUCAAGAAUCGGGACAUUUUGAGGACCAUAGAAUAGAUUAGUGAAGAAAAAUAACCGAAUACUAUUAUAAUCAAUUGUUCUUACACAAUUUUUGUGUUGCGUUUGCAAUGCAUAUAAGCCGAGAGAUAAGAGCCUAAGAGCACAUCUAUUUGUAACUGUAACAUCAGGAAUUUAAAGGCCUGAGUCAGUAAUAAGAAC